This is a messenger RNA of Diospyros lotus (date-plum), 1762 nucleotides long. Its product is annotated as WD-40 repeat-containing protein MSI4-like. The record is from RefSeq and is a predicted model, not a curated record. Bases 117 to 1520 code for a protein of 467 amino acids. Gene Ontology annotation, cellular component: nucleus. Gene Ontology annotation, molecular function: histone binding. Gene Ontology annotation, biological process: regulation of gene expression. Lineage: Eukaryota; Viridiplantae; Streptophyta; Magnoliopsida; Ericales; Ebenaceae. The transcript is spliced from 15 exons.
CGACUUGUGAGUGUGGGUGCCAUCUUUGCUUGCGGGGACUUGAAAGCUUCCAACAGCGAGACAUCGAAAGAGGCGGGAAAACUGAGAGAGAGAGAGAGAGUGAGAGAGAGUGAGAGAUGAAGGAGGAAGGGGGAAGAGCAGCGCAACCGACGGUCGACGAGCGCUACACACAGUGGAAAUCGCUGGUCCCCAUUCUCUACGACUGGUUGGCCAACCACAACCUCGUUUGGCCUUCUCUCUCUUGCCGAUGGGGGCCGCUGAUAGAGACCGCGACGUACAAGAAUCGCCAGCGGCUCUACCUUUCAGAACAGACUGAUGGCAGUGUUCCAAACACACUAGUUAUAGCAAACUGUGAAGUUGUGAAGCCCAGGGUUGCUGCUGCAGAGCACAUAUCUCAGUUCAAUGAAGAGGCACGCUCUCCUUUUGUAAAGAAGUUCAAAACAAUCAUUCAUCCUGGAGAGGUCAAUCGGAUCAGAGAGCUCCCACAGAGUAGCAAGAUAGUGGCGACACACACCGACAGUCCAGAUGUUCUCAUUUGGGAUGUUGAGGCUCAACCUAAUCGUCAUGCUGUUUUGGGAGCUCAAGAUUCUCGUCCAGACUUGAUACUGACCGGGCAUCAGGACAAUGCAGAAUUUGCUCUUGCAAUGUGCCCAAUUGAACCUUUCGUGCUCUCUGGUGGGAAGGAUAAGUCGGUGGUUUUGUGGAGCAUUCAGGAUCAUAUCUCUAGCUUGGCUGCAGAUCCGGGACCCUCGAAGUCCCAAUUUGGUGUUUCCGGCGUCAAAAGCAUCACAAAGGUUGGUGUGGGUAAUGAUAAACCUGUAGAGAGCCCUACUAUUGGACCUCGAGGUACUUACCUAGGGCAUGGGGACACUGUUGAAGAUGUUCAGUUUUGCCCUUCAAGUGCUGAAGAGUUCUGCAGUGUCGGUGAUGAUUCUUGCCUUAUACUAUGGGAUGCAAGAACGGGCUCUAGUCCAGUCGUCAAGGUUGAGAAAGCUCACAAUGCUGACCUGCACUGUGUUGAUUGGAAUCCUCAUGAUGUUAAUCUCAUACUAACGGGGUCAGCUGAUAAUUCCAUUCACAUGUUUGACCGUCGAAAGCUCACUUCUGGAGGAGUUGGAUCACCUGUUCAUAUAUUUGAGGGUCACAAUGCUGCCGUGCUUUGUGUACAGUGGUCUCCUGACAAGUCAUCUGUAUUUGGGAGUUCAGCAGAGGAUGGUAUCUUGAAUAUCUGGGAUCACGAAAAGAUUGGUAAAAGACCGGAUAAUGCUUUAUCUAGAGUUUCAGAUCAUCCACCAGGCUUGUUUUUUAGACAUGCUGGACACAGGGAUAAGGUUGUUGAUUUCCACUGGAACUCAUGUGACCCUUGGACAAUUGUCAGUGUGUCUGAUGAUGGUGAAAGUACUGGUGGUGGUGGAACACUGCAGAUAUGGCGUAUGAUUGACAUGAUCUACAGGCCAGAAGAUGAGGUGGUCGCAGAACUUGAUAAGUUCAAAUCCCAUAUUCUUACUUGUUCAUCCUGAUGUCUCUAGAGAGUAAACCGAAGCCCCUGGUGUUUCCACCUUCCAUUUUAAUCUCUACUGAAAAUGGUGAGGCAAAUAUGAUUUCCCCAAUCUGUUUGUAGCUUCAAUUAUUAUUGUUAUUAUUAUUAGUACUACUACCACUACUACUACUACUACUAUUAUUAUUAUUUUGGAGUUGGUCCAGAUGUUUCUCUUGGUGGCUUUGUAGAUCAGGUCUAGACAUUGGAAGAGUUUUUUUUAUU